This is a messenger RNA of Capsaspora owczarzaki ATCC 30864, 3054 nucleotides long. RefSeq lists its product as hypothetical. The record is from RefSeq and is a predicted model, not a curated record. Lineage: Eukaryota; Filasterea; Ministeriida; Capsasporidae. Gene Ontology annotation, biological process: transcription initiation at RNA polymerase I promoter. The transcript is spliced from 3 exons. Gene Ontology annotation, molecular function: RNA polymerase I core binding; RNA polymerase I general transcription initiation factor activity. The coding region runs from base 23 to 2854 and encodes 943 amino acids. Gene Ontology annotation, cellular component: nucleus.
CGUGACUCUAUUUUAGUGUGAAAUGAUGCUAAAGCCCAACGCGCAACCACGGCGCACAGGCCAGGCAGCGUCCUCUGCCCCGCCACUAUCGCACUUGCAGGCAUCACAUCAGAGCGCACACCACUCACGCGUCGCGUCCGCUGUGGCGACGGCGUCCCACGCGAGCAACAAGAGCAGCCAUGGCAAAGGCCGCAGCACGACGCCCGCCUCGCCGCCCAAGCGCAGCCGCACAUCGUCCAGCUCCAGCGACGCACACACAGCGCGGGUCCAAGCAUCCAGCAGCGACGCCAUCAGUAGCAGCAGCACCAGCAGCAGCAGCGACCUCGACGACAGCGACGAUGAAGCCAUGCGUGCAACUCCGACACGGACCAGGAUUGCUCAGACCUCUUCUUCUGUCAGCGGGCGCGCAACACAACAACAACAGCAGCACCUGCUGCCACAGACAACAGCCACCCUGCCCCAGUCGCAAUCGCCGUCCACGCCCCACGGCGCAGAGAUUGUCGGCGCGUACAUUGUCGAAGCGAUUGCCGAACGCCAAUCGGGCAACCCACAACGGUACAAGGACUUGAUCGCCAAGGUGGCCAUGGCCAGGGAAAAUGCAAAGUCCGACCCGACCGCGAUGGAGCGCUGGCUCCAAGGCCUCACGGUGUGCGUUUCAGUGCUGAACGAGAAGUGCCAUGAGUUGGUCAACGCAGCCCUGUCGGUCGAAUGGGUUGGCCAAAACGACGAGUUUGUCGAAACCUACAUUGUCUUCCUCGACAUGUUGCUGUCGGCGCAUGCGUUCUAUGCCAUUCCAUCGCUCAAGCUCCUUGUUCGGGGAUUCUUUCCACGGUCCGACCUCGACACAAAUCUCACCUCGUCAGCUGCUGCAGUCGCUGCGGCUGCUGGUGCUGUUGCUGCUGCCGCUGCAGUUGAAUCUCACACGACCGAAGCCGCUGCCUCGCUGCACCAACCACCACCACCACCACCACCAACAGAGUCGACCGCUGCGAGCGCAGGCAACAGCGGACCGCUGCCACUGCCCGCCGACAACACAUUCGCCAUUGCUGCGCUCAACGUCGUGUCGCAGCGAACCCAUAUUGCCAUUUCGACCGUCAUUGCACGCGUGCCUACAAGUCUCGGGACGUUGAUGGCUGCCAUUUGCGACGCCUUCCCGCAUCGACGAAAGAGUGCAAACGACCACGAAGCCUUCCUGCGCAACAUUCUGGUGCUGUCGCUCUACAUUCCUCUUUUGCGCGAACAGAUUGUCGAGCUGACGAUUGAUCGAAUGCUCAAGAUUGAUGUCGAGAUUCCUGCCGAUCAAGACGACGACGCUGAUGAUGGUGACGACGACGACGACGAUGACGACGACGACGAUGAAGAUGAUGACGACGAGGAAGUCGAUGAUGAGAACGACGAGGCCGAUGAUGGCGAAGACAACGAGAGCGACGCCAACGACGAAUCCGACAAUGACGAGUCAGCCAGUGACGACAGCGACGACAGCGACGAAGACGGCAGCGCGGUCACUGCCCCCGAACGACUCUCGCCUGCGAUGGAGAUGGUCCAAAAGAUGGAUGGCAUGAUGCAUCUGCUUUUCGAGUACAUUGACACGUGUCGAUUGGCGGUCAGCGGCGACCUGAUCGUGUAUGAACUUUUCACGAUCCUGCUUCGCAACUUUGAGCACCGCAUCCUGCCCACCCAUCGCUCCCGCUUUGUGCAGUUCCUCCUCUUCCGUAUUUGCAGCUUUGAUCCUCGCCUGGCAGAGCUGUUUCUCGGCUUUAUUUUGCAAAAGGCUCUCGUGGAAGGUGGCCAUACGGCUAUUCGGCAGUCUGCUGCGUCGUACAUGGCCAGUUUUGUGGCGCGCGCCAAGUACCUUCCGCUUCCCAUGGUGUGCAAGUGUCUGGAGGUCUCCUGCAACUGGCUCUUGCAGUAUAUUGAAGUGCACGAGCAUAAGGUUGCUUCCGCAGAGCUCGUGAACGUUGCCCAGCACAGCGUCUUCUUCUACACGUGCCAAGCGGCCAUGUACACCUUCUGCUACCGGCAUGCCGAGCUACUCGCCCUUGAGAAUGGCAUUGCUUUCAUCCAGCGAUUGUGCUUCCAGCGAAUCGUCGGCUGUCGCUUCAACCCUCUCAAAGUCGUUCUUCCCUACGUUGUGAAGGAGUUUGCCAAAAUCACCCGAGCGUACGAACUCGUCUACUGCCAUAACAUUAUCGAUCGGAACAAGAAGAUUGUUCUGCCGGCGUCCAGUGUUCUCGAAGCCUUCUUCCCCUUCGAUCCCUAUUCGCUCCGUCGCUCCAAGCGAUAUAUUGAACCGUUUUAUCAGUACUGGAAUGCCGCUGCGCUACCAAACCAAGUGAACGGCGACGACGACGAUGACGACGACGAUGACAACGAUGAAGCCGCGCAAGACGACGACGACGACGACGAUGUCGAGGAAGAACAAGACAUGCUGAACUUGAGCACCGGCAGCAUCAGUUCCAACCACAGUCAAACGGCAGGGAGCUAUGAUGACUCCAUGUCCGCUGUAGCGAUGGCGUUGAACGGCUCGACUUAUGACGGUGGCAAUUCCAAGUAUCGUGCCAAUCCUCGCGCGGGCUCGAGUUUGCUCGGCGCUACCACCACUCCGGGUCUUGGCAGCAGGAGUUUUGCGCUUGGUGCCGGUUUGGCCAUUCCCCAAGUGGCACGCGACGUGUCGGCUGAGUAUGAACCGUCGUCGGACGAUAUGAUGAUGAUUACGCCCGAUGGACAUCAAAAUAGCGGUGCUGCCCUCAUGGCCAUGCACUUCCAGCAACAGCAACAAUUACAACGAGCAGCCAACUUGCCCGUCUUUUCGGCACCUGGCCGGCGCGCAGGGCGCAACUCGCGCGUCUUGUGAAAGCAGACUUGAUUUUGUUUUUGUUGUUUGUUUUUUUUGUUGUUGUUGUUGUGUGUGUUCGCAAUUCGUUUGUGAUUCUUGCUUUUCGUUUGUUUGGUGGGUCUUCAUUGCUUUGCCAAGCCCCCUUGCCUCUUCACACGCUUUGGUUGACUGGUUCAAUUCAUCGCAGUGAUGUGGGUCCUGUUGGUCUCGUUCGCUAG